Histoplasma mississippiense is the source of this 465-nucleotide messenger RNA. RefSeq names its product ubiquitin-40S ribosomal protein S31 fusion protein. Gene Ontology annotation, molecular function: protein tag activity; ubiquitin protein ligase binding; structural constituent of ribosome. NCBI's taxonomy places the organism in Eukaryota, Fungi, Ascomycota, Eurotiomycetes, Onygenales, Ajellomycetaceae. The coding region runs from base 1 to 465 and encodes 154 amino acids. The record is from RefSeq and is a predicted model, not a curated record. Gene Ontology annotation, biological process: translation; modification-dependent protein catabolic process; protein ubiquitination. The transcript is spliced from 3 exons. Gene Ontology annotation, cellular component: ribosome; cytoplasm; nucleus.
AUGCAGAUCUUCGUAAAGACCCUUACGGGCAAGACCAUCACCCUUGAGGUAGAGUCUUCCGACACCAUCGACAAUGUCAAGAGUAAAAUUCAGGACAAAGAAGGCAUUCCCCCAGACCAGCAACGCCUGAUCUUCGCUGGCAAACAGCUCGAGGACGGCCGCACCCUCUCCGACUACAACAUCCAGAAGGAGUCGACCCUGCACCUCGUCCUGCGCCUCCGCGGCGGCGCCAAGAAGCGCAAGAAGAAGGUCUACACGACCCCGAAGAAGAUCAAGCACAAGCGUAAGAAGACCAAGCUCGCCGUCCUCAAGUACUACAAGGUCGAUGGCGAUGGGAAGAUCGAGCGGCUGCGCCGCGAGUGCCCUACUCCCGAGUGCGGUGCCGGUGUUUUCAUGGCUGCCAUGCAAAACCGCCAGUACUGCGGGAAGUGCCAUCUCACCUACGUCUUUGACGAAUCCAAAUAA